UAUGCGCGCUCUCCUCCUCUCCGCUAGGCGAGCGGGCCAUCUGUCCUUCCACCCUGAAGGUGGACAGGAUGAUAUCUGCUACCACUGGAGGCCCAAGACCCCAGAAGUGAUUCCCCCAAACAGCAGUGAGGCAAAAGGAAAGAGAAAGGGCUGCCCAGGAACGCCCACCGCACACGGUUUCCCUCAACCCGGAAGUGAUUCUCCCCUACGCCCCCCUCCACGGUUGAGAGGGAGGAGACCCAAAGCCCCGUCUGCCCGGCAUGCCCUGGGCUUCCGGUGACCUCUGGCCCUUUCCUGCCGUCCGCUCUCGCUUCCUAGCGUGCUCUCUGGCUCAUUGCUUUCCUUUGCUUGGUCGGGUCUUCCUUUUUACACUAYCUAGUGACUGUGGCGCCCGCGACUGUCAGGGAGGCGGUGGCAGAGGACACUCGACAUGGCCGCCUCUAAGCCGGUGGAGGCAGCAGUGGUCGCAGCUGCUGCGCCCGGCUCCGGGAGUGGAGUGGGCGGUGGCGGCGGGACUUCGGGCCCGGGCACUGGGGGUCUGCCGCGAUGGCAGCUGGCGCUGGCUGUAGGAGCGCCCCUGCUGCUGGGCGCGGGUGCCAUGUAUCUGUGGACCCGGCAGCGGCGGCGCCGGGAGGCAGGAGGCCGGGGCGACGCUAGCGGCCUGAAGCGCAACAGCGAACGAAAGACCCCGGAGGGCAGGGCCAGUCCUGCCCUGGGAAGCGGACAUCCCGAAGGUUCCGGUGCCCACCUGGAAAUGAACUCUCUUGAUAGAGCCCAAGCAGCCAAGAACAAAGGCAAUAAAUAUUUUAAAGCAGGAAAAUAUGAACAAGCUAUUCAGUGCUAUACUGAGGCUAUUAGUUUAUGCCCUACAGAGAAGAAUGUCGACCUUUCCACGUUUUAUCAAAACAGAGCUGCUGCCUUUGAACAGUUGCAAAAAUGGAAAGAGGUGGCCGAAGAUUGUACAAAGGCUGUUGAACUUAAUCCCAAAUAUGUGAAAGCUCUCUUCAGACGUGCAAAAGCCCAUGAAAAGUUAGACAAUAAGAAGGAAUGUUUAGAAGAUGUCACUGCUGUAUGUAUAUUAGAAGGGUUCCAAAAUCAACAAAGCAUGCUCUUAGCUGAUAAAGUUCUUAAACUUCUUGGAAAAGAGAAAGCCAAAGAAAAAUACAAAAAUCGUGAACCUCUGAUGCCAUCUCCACAGUUUAUCAAAUCUUACUUCAGUUCUUUCACUGAUGAUAUCAUUUCUCAGCCCAUGCUGAAAGGAGAGAAAUCUGAUGAAGAUAAAGACAAGGAAGGAGAAGCGUUAGAAGUAAAAGAAAAUUCUGGAUAUUUAAAAGCCAAACAGUACAUGGAAGAAGAAAACUAUGACAAAAUCAUAAGUGAAUGCUCAAAAGAAAUAGAAGCUCAAGGCAAAUACAUGGCAGAAGCAUUAUUACUCCGGGCUACCUUCUACCUGCUUAUUGGCAAUGCCAAUGCAGCCAAACCUGAUUUAGAUAAGGUCAUCAGUUUGAAAGAAGCUAAUGUGAAGCUUCGAGCAAACGCCCUCAUCAAAAGAGGCAGCAUGUACAUGCAACAGCAGCAGCCUUUGCUGUCUACUCAGGAUUUUAACAUGGCUGCUGACAUUGAUCCUCAGAAUGCAGAUGUUUAUCACCACCGAGGACAGCUGAAAAUACUGCUUGAUCAAGUUGAAGAAGCAGUGGCAGAUUUUGAUGAAUGUAUUAGAUUAAGACCUGAGUCUGCUCUGGCACAAGCUCAGAAAUGUUUUGCAUUGUAUCGCCAGGCAUAUACAGGAAACAAUUCUUCACAAAUCCAGGCAGCUAUGAAAGGUUUUGAAGAGGUCAUAAAGAAAUUUCCAAGGUGUGCUGAAGGCUAUGCACUGUAUGCUCAGGCAUUAACAGAUCAACAGCAGUUUGGUAAAGCUGAUGAAAUGUAUGAUAAAUGUAUUGAUUUGGAACCAGAUAAUGCCACAACAUAUGUUCAUAAAGGUUUACUUCAGCUUCAGUGGAAGCAAGAUUUGGAUAGAGGUUUGGAGCUUAUCAGCAAAGCUAUUGAAAUUGAUAACAAAUGUGAUUUUGCAUAUGAAACCAUGGGAACUAUUGAAGUGCAAAGAGGAAACAUGGAGAAAGCCAUUGACAUGUUCAACAAAGCUAUUAACCUGGCCAAAUCAGAAAUGGAGAUGGCUCAUCUGUAUUCACUUUGCGAUGCUGCCCAUGCCCAGACAGAAGUUGCAAAGAAAUACGGAUUAAAACCACCAACAUUAUAAAACAAGGGGAAAGGAGACUGACGUUCUUUUUAAAAGAAGUUUAYCCCCUCUUCAACGAACCCUAAGGACACUCAUGAACUGUGUUGAAUGGUGGAAACUUAGUAUUCCCCUUUGUGGUGUUGUCAUUCUUUACCUGUUUCAUGUUUAGGUGUUGUGGGCGUGGCUGUUGAAGGAAGUUCACAGUCUUGCAGCUUUUAUUCCCUGUGCAACAAAAGCUUAGAACCUGUUAAAGGGAUAUUAAAACAAAGUUGCAUAGUAAUAAUUUGGCCAUGCAAAUAAAAACUUUGAUUUGUUGA
This is a messenger RNA of Urocitellus parryii (Arctic ground squirrel), 2556 nucleotides long. It is a transcript of the gene Tomm70, whose product is annotated as translocase of outer mitochondrial membrane 70. The record is from RefSeq and is a predicted model, not a curated record. Gene Ontology annotation, cellular component: mitochondrial outer membrane. NCBI's taxonomy places the organism in Eukaryota, Metazoa, Chordata, Mammalia, Rodentia, Sciuridae. Gene Ontology annotation, molecular function: transmembrane protein transporter activity; protein binding. Gene Ontology annotation, biological process: protein insertion into mitochondrial inner membrane; protein import into mitochondrial matrix.